Molecule: messenger RNA, 4619 nt
Organism: Oryctolagus cuniculus (rabbit)
Lineage: Eukaryota; Metazoa; Chordata; Mammalia; Lagomorpha; Leporidae
Source: RefSeq, a predicted model, not a curated record
UUCUUGGAAAAAUUCACAUUGACCAAAGUCUAAUUCUUGAUGCAGGACUCUGCUAGGUGCUAUGCAGGGACCCAGUUCCUCCUUGCUGAUGAGGUACAAAAAGUGAGCUUUAAAACUUCCUCGUAUCUUCAGCUGCCGGUCGGGGGCGGUGGAAGAGCGAGUAAGGAGAGCAAGCAGCCGUCGCUGGACGGCCAGAGGGAAAGUGAGGCCUGAGCCUCUGCAUCUAGGGUCAAAAUGGUGUCAAUCCCAGAAUACUAUGAAGGCAAGAAUGUUCUGCUCACUGGAGCUACUGGCUUCCUAGGAAAAGUGCUUCUGGAGAAGUUGCUGAGGUCUUGUCCAAAGGUGAAUUCAGUAUAUGUUUUGGUGAGGCAGAAAGCUGGGCAGACCCCUCAAGAACGAGUGGAACAAGUCUUGAGUGGCAAGCUGUUUGAUCGAUUGAGAGGUGAAAAUCCAGAUUUUAGAGAGAAAAUAAUAGCAAUCAACAGCGAACUUACUCAACCUAAACUGGCUCUUAGUGAGGAAGAUGAAGAGGUCAUCGUAGAUUCCACCAAUAUUAUAUUCCACUGUGCAGCCACCGUAAGGUUUAAUGAAAAUUUAAGAGAUGCUGUUCAGUUAAAUGUGACUGCUACAAGACAGCUUAUUCUCCUUGCACAACAAAUGAAGAACUUGGAGGUGUUCAUGCAUGUAUCAACAGCAUAUGCCUACUGCAAUCGAAAGCAUAUUGAUGAAGUAGUAUAUCCACCCCCAGUAGACCCCAAGAAGCUGAUUGACUCUUUAGAGUGGAUGGAUGAUGGCCUAGUAACUGAUAUCACACCCAAACUGAUAGGAGAUAGACCUAAUACGUACAUAUACACGAAAGCAUUGGCAGAAUAUGUUGUACAACAAGAAGGAGCAAAGCUAAACGUGGCGAUUGUAAGGCCAUCGAUUGUCGGUGCCACUUGGAAAGAACCCUUUCCAGGAUGGAUUGAUAACUUUAAUGGACCAAGUGGUCUCUUCAUUGCGGCAGGGAAAGGAAUUCUUCGAACAAUGCGUGCCUCCAACAGUGCCCUUGCAGAUCUUGUUCCUGUAGAUGUAGUUGUCAACACGAGUCUUGCAGCAGCCUGGUAUUCCGGAGUUAAUAGACCAAGAAACAUCAUGGUAUACAACUGCACAACAGGCAGCACUAAUCCAUUCCACUGGGGUGAAGUUGAAUACCAUGUAAUUUCCACCUUUAGGAGAAAUCCUCUCGAACAGGCCUUCAGGUGGCCCAAUGUAAAUCUAACCUCCAAUCACCUCUCAUAUCAUUUCUGGAUUGCUGUAAGCCAUAAGGCCCCAGCAUUCCUGUAUGAUAUCUACCUCAGGAUGACUGGAAGAAGCCCAAGGAUGAUGAAAACAAUAACUCGUCUUCACAAAACUAUCGUCUUUCUUGAAUAUUUCACAAGUAAUUCUUGGGUUUGGAAUACUGACAAUGUGAAUAUGUUAAUGAAUCAACUAAAUCCUGAAGACAGAAAGACCUUCAAUAUUGAUGUACGGCAGUUACGUUGGGCUGCGUAUAUAGAGAACUACUGCAUGGGAACUAAGAAAUACGUGUUAAAUGAAGAAAUGUCUGGCCUCCCUGCUGCUAGAAAGCAUCUGAACAAAUUGCGGAACCUACGUUAUGGCUUCAAUACCAUUCUCGUGAUUCUGAUCUGGCACAUUUUUAUUACAAGAUCACAAAUGGCAAGAAACAUCUGGUACUUUGUGGUUAGUCUAUGUUAUAAGUUUCUGACAUACUUCUGAGCUUCUAGCACUAUGAGAUACUGAAGACCAAGUGUCGCUCCCCCAUUCGCGGAGGAACAACACAGGACCCUGCGCUGUUCUUUUGUCUGCUCGGCCCUUCCCGGGUUUGCUGCUGGUUCUUCCCGGGUUGGCUACCGAUCCCUCCACCUCUGUGGAGGGGCGGCUCCCCCUGCCACUUUCCCCACUUCCGCGGGGGAGCGGCACACUGCCGGCCGGCUCUCUCGGGGGCUGCUCAGAUGUUAUCCAGAUGUUCCUGGUGCGUGUUGUCUCUCUCCUCCUUUAUAGUCCUCUUCCACCAAUCCCAACUAUGCUACCCACAUGCCGAGUACACUGCUCUCCUCCAAUCAGGAGCAGGAUCAGCUCCUGCAGCUCAUCAGUCAAGUUGGCGAGAGGCAGCUGUGUAGAAGCUGUUUCCUCCUCUCCCAGCGCCAUAUUGUGGGAGAGCAGAUGCAUAGAAUAAGUCUUAAUUCCAGUAACUUAGUCUAGUCCGAGUUGCUCCCCACAACCAAGAAUUUAGCAUUAGAACAUCUAUCUAUGUUUAUGGUGGUCUAAAUGCGCAAAAUGUAAAAUGUACUUAAGUCAUCUUACCUUUUGUCAAGGCAUUAAACCAUCUUAGUAUGGACUAAAUUAUGCUACAUUUUAUGUAACAUUUUAAUGUUUGUGCUCAUGAAACUUAGUGAACACACUGUGGUAUGCCAGCUCAAAUUUACAGUUGCCACCAAAGCCAUGACUUAACAUUUUGAUCCUUGGAAGAAAGAAGUAGAGAUGAGAGCAGGGUGGGGAAAUAGGAACACUGACCAGUAUAACUGUGCAAUUCUGGAACAUAUUAAUCAAAAUAUGCCUUAACAGAUAGUGAAUCUCUAAUUCAAAUAUUCACUGCAAUGGAAAGCAUCUAUUUGAACAGAGAUACUAGAUAAGUUGGUAGAUAGUUGAUUCUUCAAUGUUUGAUUUUUUUAGUCUGCUAAAGUGGGUUUUAGUUUUGUUAAAAUUAUAUUCAGACUAUUUUCACAUCAUCCUCUAAGUUGUUGAGUGUAUAAAACAUGACAGACAUGUUCUCAUUUUUUGUUUUCUUUUAAACAUCUGAGGCAUAUCAUUUUUCUAUAAGCAAUUGGUUAUUAUUCUAAUCUGAAGGCUGCCUAUUAUUCUGAAGAACCUACUUGCUCUAAAUGGGUUUGACAACCUGUAUGAAUAUGUGCUAUGUGUUUUUUAAAGAAAAGUAAAAAUAAAAUCAGUCCAACUGUUAGUAUCAGAAGGAAUAGGAAUACAUUUUUUUUGUCCACAUUAUGAUCAAACAAGAACCAGUCCUGUGAUGUUGUGUUGAUGUUUUGAAGCAGGAAGAUUUCUUGUAAGAAGUGGGAGCUGGGACUGAGUCACCACAACCUGUGCUCUCUUUCCUUUUUAAAUUUUACUCAUGGGACUCUUAAAAGACACGCACUGUCUUCUAAAUGAAAUCUGAAAGUACAUUAUUAUUGAAGAAUGUAUUUACAGGUAGUAAUAACAGUAAGAAAAUGUCCUCGUGCGUAAACACAUACUAUUUUUGACCUUGAAAGCUGAAUUCCUUCAAGAAAAAGAAAAUAAUGAAUAAGUACUGUGUAUAAAGUUAAAAAAGGACUUUAUUUACAUACCACAUAAAAUAGCAAGCUGUUGAAUGAGUUUGAAGAUACCAUUUAUUUUUUCUGCAUGUGGCUUUAGCUUUAGAAAGAAAUACAUUAUAGAAACAAAUAUAGCAAGAAAAUUAAUGUAUAUAUAUAUAUUUUUUUUUUUGACAGGCAGAGUGGACAGUGAGAGAGAGAGAGACAGAGAGAAAGGUCUUCCUUUUGCCGUUGGUUCACCCUCCAAUGGCCGCCGCGGCCAGCGCGCUGCGGCCGGCGCACCGCGCUGAUCCGAUGGCAGGAGCCAGGAGCCAGGUGCUUUUCCUGGUCUCCCAUGGGGUGCAGGGCCCAAGCACCUGGGCCAUCCUCCACUGCACUCCCGGGCCACAGCAGAGGGCUGGCCUGGAAGAGGGGCAACCGGGACAGAAUCCGGCGCCCCGACCGGGACUAGAACCCGGUGUGCCGGCGCCGCUAGGCGGAGGAUUAGCCUAGUGAGCCGCGGCGCCGGCCGAAAAUUAAUGUAUAUUUUAAUGAUAAUUAUAAUGCCCUUUAAAUCUUAAUAGUAGUUAACAUUACUUAUUCUUUUAACAUAUAUUUGGUUUAAUAAAUUGUUCAGCAUAAUACUAUUCUAAUGAAAGUGAUCAAAUUGUAUUAUAUUUAAUCAUCACCGGUCUAUCUUCAAUAUGUUUAGAGAUGUCAGUUCACAAUACAAAAUGUUACAUGGAAAUUUACAUCUUAAUGUUCUUUGUCAAAUGCAAUGUGUAAGAAGUUUAUUUUGCUAUUAUGAAGAACUAUGUAAAGGAGAGCAGCUUCUUCCAUGCAGGUGUAUAAUCUUGAAAAGGAAAAAUGCUUCCAUGUUGAAGCCAGGUUUUUUUGCAGUAAAACCUUUAAACAUUAUUUUCACAGAAAUAUGUAUCUAAAUAUCUAUUGUGGGCAGCCACAGGCAGUCACUCCCUUUGUUUACACUUAAACAUAUGAAUGGAGACUUGCAGCACAGACAAUUAGGCUAAGGAGAUUCCGGGAAGAGGCAGGAAGAACCUAAACCUCUCACAAGAGAUGAUACAGAUAAUCAGUCACACCUGUAACCUGCAUUUAUCACCUAAGUGUUUUAUUGUACCCUUGUAAUCAAUAAUUAAGAACCUUAUCAGGAACUCUUUAUAACCUUAAAAGCCUUUUUGAUAUGUAAAUCUUUUGUGUGCUCCUUCUUGUAAACAACUGGUCAUGUUUAAAUACUACUGGAUUUGUUCAAUAAACGAGCCUUAAUCAGGA